Messenger RNA from Eruca vesicaria subsp. sativa (arugula), 868 nucleotides. NCBI's taxonomy places the organism in Eukaryota, Viridiplantae, Streptophyta, Magnoliopsida, Brassicales, Brassicaceae. The record is from the annotation of a GenBank genome assembly.
AUGAACCCAGAUCCCGAUCAUCCUCAGCUCCCCACCAUCAAGAUCCACCACCCACCUUCCCCCCACCACCACCACUCCUCCUCCACCCCCUCCUCCGCCGCAACCCCAACUCCCACCGCCGGCGCCCGCCGCAAAAUCGGAGUCGCCGUCGACCUCUCGGAAGAGAGCGCUUACGCCGUCCGCUGGGCGAAGAAAGGGAGUGAUGGGAAGCUUGGUUCUGUUAGUGAUUAUUGUCUUCAUCAUUGUGUUUGUCCUGUUGUUGUCGUUAGGUUCCCUGAUGAAGAUCGUGAUGGCCCUCCUUCUGGGCCUCUUGUUACUGUAAAGGCCGGUGGGGAUGAUGAUGAUGAUGGAGAUGUUGCUGCUCCUCAUCAUGAACACCACCAUAUCAAAGAUGAGUAACGCUUAUUGGGGUCUGGUCAAGUUCGCACUCUUUAUUACAUCAUCCAGGUACACGAAUCAAAUAGGAGUUUUAGCGGAAUGGUGGAGGAGUGUUUGUGUGUUCUAUCUUUAGCUAUCUCAGGGUUACUUGGAGUCUCUCCUGUCUUCUCCUUUUAAUGGUUUCUUCAUUAAACGAUGGAGUUUGUAUGAUUUCUGAAACCUUUGUGUUGUGUUUUUCUCAGGAAAGAAAACAGAUUAUGAACUUCAAUAACGUAUGGUAUUUUAGGUUUGUCACGGUGUGUGAGAGUGAAUAUCAAGUCUGUUUAGAUUAGAUUUGUCUUCAGUUAUUGUUUAAAUCAAAUAAAGAAUUGGUAGAUUUAUGGUUUUGGGUUUGCAUCUUGGCUCUUAUAGACAAAUCUCAAAGGAUGAAAGUUUAACUCAGAGUUGGAUGUUAAAAUGUAUGAAAUAGAACACAAAAGAAACUAAUUGG